CUUCUACGUUCCACUUUGACUCCCGACUAUUUCUCAUUGCCACGCGGUGGAGAAGGAACCAUCCUAAGGCGAACGACAUUACUUUGAAAGUACUCCAUCUGGAAUCACCACUUUGCAGACAAAAGAAGAGAAGUCCAAAAAGCGCACAGGCCAGAGACGCUCGUCUCCCCGUCUCCAGGAUGCUCGUCGCCCUUAUCGACCGGGUCUGGGCCAACACCGUCCUCUACCUCAUUGGCGUCGCCACAGCAUGGUCCAUCCGACAGUACUCUUCACCUCUGAUUUCUUCGGGACUGCUGGUCGGCGCCACCGUUGUGUAUUUGAUGAACUUCAUCGGCCAUGUGGAACAGGAGCGCAAGAUCGAGAAUCUCGGUGGCCACACAGCGCAAUUGAGGACUUUUUCGCCGUGGAAUAUUUCAGUCUUGUUUCAAGGAAUUACCUAUGCGAGAAAGUCUAUGAAUCAUAUAUUUUGGGGACUGAUAUUUACCAGAGCUGGUGCGGGCAAUCACUCUCACACCGCAGAGGUCCAGGCAGCUGGACAGCGAAUUAUCUUCACAAGGGAUGAAGAGAACAUCAAAGCCAUUCUCGCGACCCAAUUCCAGGACUAUGGCAAGGGACCACAGUUCCGGAAGGAUUGGGGUCACUUUUUGGGCCUGAGCAUCUUCACCACCGAUGGAGAGAUCUGGCACAACUCUCGUACUCUUCUCCGACCGCAGUUCAUCAAGGACCGCGUUUCUGAUCUGCACACUUUCGAGCAUCACAUUCAGGAGCUCUUGCCCAUGCUUGCCGGCGAUCACGAUGGAGCCACUGUCCGUUUAGACGAUCUGCUCUUCCGCUACACUCUCGACGCCGCCACUGGUUUCCUAUUCGGUAGCGGCGUGGGUAGCUUGAAGAAUGGCGAGACGGAAUUCGCUCUGGCGUUCGCGGAGGCUCAGAGGGUGCAGUCCAUCAUCGCUCGGGCUGGCCCCAUGAACGGUUUGGUCCCGAGAAAAAGCUUCAACGAGGCUGUAAAGAUUCUGAAUGAGUUCACCGGCCGUUUCAUCGAUGAGGCCCUCGCUCUUCCGCAACACGAACUCGAGAAGAAGACCAAGUCCGACGAAGGCUUCACCUUCCUGCACGCUCUCGCUGGCUACACACGUGACCGCACGAUCCUUCGCGACCAGCUCGUCGCCGUACUCCUCGCCGGCCGCGAUACCACCGCUUGUACCCUUUCCUGGCUCUUCUACGAACUCAGCACACAUCCUGAAAUUGUCAAGAAACUGCGACAAGAGAUUCUCUCCGUCGUCGGCCCUAAUGAAGAGCCUACUUACGACCAUCUCAAAGCCAUGCGCUACCUCACACAUACAAUGAAUGAGACCCUCCGGCUUUACCCAGUCGUGCCGUACAACGUCCGCGUAGCCUUGAAGGACACAACGUUGCCUCACGGUGGCGGUCCAGAUGGACUGCAGCCGAUUGGUAUCACAGAGGGAACCCCCAUUGGAUAUUCGACCUUCGUCAUGCAGAGAAGAGAGGACAUCUACCCGAGCGCAAAGGAGGGAUUCCCGGAUCCGAAACAAUUCGUACCUGAGAGGUGGGAGGGCUGGACACCGAAGGCAUGGACGUAUAUUCCAUUCAAUGGAGGCCCGAGAAUCUGCAUUGGACAGCAGUUUGCGCUGACCGAGAUGGCGUACACGGUCGUGCGCAUUCUGCAGACUUAUGAUACGGUGAGCUUCUAUCGCAAGAACGAGAAAUUUCCGGGUACGAAGGCGGAUAUUGUGCUCCAGCCAGCGGAUGGAGUUUUUGUCGCUUUCAAGAAGGCAAGCAGGUCAUGA
Molecule: messenger RNA, 1808 nt
Organism: Zymoseptoria tritici IPO323
Lineage: Eukaryota; Fungi; Ascomycota; Dothideomycetes; Mycosphaerellales; Mycosphaerellaceae
Gene: CYP-30
Product: putative P450 monooxygenase
Exons: 5
Coding region: 180-1808 (542 amino acids)
Molecular function (GO): iron ion binding; oxidoreductase activity, acting on paired donors, with incorporation or reduction of molecular oxygen; heme binding
Source: RefSeq, a predicted model, not a curated record